GGUCAUGGGCAGCCGGCCCCGCAGCCCCAGAGCCUACCCUGCGCCCUGUCCCGGACCGUCGACCGGAGGACCCGGCCCCGCCAAGCGCAGACGAACCGAGGAGCUUGCAGGCCUGGAAGGCCUGGAGGGGCCCCCGGCCGCCGGUGCCCUCACCUCGGUGGUGGUCCUGGCCACCGGAUGUGCCCUGCAGAUGUCCCUGGACGACGUCGACCUGGUGCUGGAGCCCGAGCCCACGUCGGUCCUGCAAGUGUCUGUCGAAGAGCUCACCCUGCUGCUGGUCCCCGAGGCCCUCCUGCGCUCAGGAGAGCAGGGCCACUCGCUUGUCGGCCUGGAACCCGGCGCUUUUCUGGGAGCGCCCGGGCACGACAUCGCCGUCGAGCAAGGAUUCUUCCGCGCAUCUGUCCCACAGAUGGCCCCCCAAGAAGAGGCCUAUGAGGAAGACGCGGACCCCGCGUUCCUGCCCCCUCGGAUGGACCCUGCAGCCGGCUCCGUCGCUGGGCUCCGCCCCUGCGCGGGAAGCGUGGCCAACCCCUACCGUGUGGGCCAGGUACCAGAGCCCCGGUCUUGGGCCCCCACUCCUAGUCCAGAGAGACGCUCUUCUUUCCGCUACUUCAACCUGGACGUCCACCUUCUGGAGCCCUUCCCCAACUCGCCACUCCAACCUCUACCUCCCUCUCCGAGUCCAGGCCCCCAUGCGCGCCCCCAGCGCCCUCCGGGUCCUUCUCGCAAGGCCCGGAGACGCCUGUUCCAGGAAUGA
Molecule: messenger RNA, 757 nt
Organism: Acinonyx jubatus (cheetah)
Lineage: Eukaryota; Metazoa; Chordata; Mammalia; Carnivora; Felidae
Product: proline-rich protein 23A-like
Exons: 1
Coding region: 5-757 (250 amino acids)
Source: RefSeq, a predicted model, not a curated record